AUGGCAAGAACUAAGCAAACAGCCAGAAAGUCUACAGGUGGUAAAGCCCCAAGAAAGCAACUUGCGUCCAAGGCCGCUAGAAAGUCUGCUCCAUCUACCGGUGGUGUGAAGAAGCCUCACAGAUAUAAGCCAGGUACCGUCGCUUUGAGAGAAAUCAGAAGAUUCCAAAAGUCUACUGAAUUGCUUAUCAGAAAGUUGCCUUUCCAAAGAUUGGUUAGAGAAAUUGCUCAAGAUUUCAAGACCGAUUUGAGAUUUCAAUCUUCCGCUAUCGGUGCUUUGCAAGAAUCCGUCGAAGCGUACUUAGUGUCCCUUUUCGAAGACACCAACUUGGCUGCCAUCCACGCUAAGCGUGUGACCAUCCAAAAGAAGGAUAUCAAGUUGGCUAGAAGAUUGAGAGGCGAGAGAUCGUGA
Lachancea fermentati is the source of this 411-nucleotide messenger RNA. Lineage: Eukaryota; Fungi; Ascomycota; Saccharomycetes; Saccharomycetales; Saccharomycetaceae. The record is from the annotation of a GenBank genome assembly.